AUGUCCCAAACAGCACCAUCCACUCAAUCCCAGCACAAGGAUGUGGAGUCAGUGGCAUCCGGCCUCAAGGACAAUGCUUUUGUCUCUAUCUAUAACGACGGUGACAUUACCGAGCUUCUCUUCAAGGAAUCGGUAUUCGCAUCGGGUUUCCUACCACUUGAACCCGAAGACGCCAAACCAACCCCAGUCACCAUCCCCAAGCGGCGCUUAGCCGCACACUUCAACACCGGCACGACACCUCCAACACGCGGCUUCGAGCAGACAAAGGCCGCCAACCUCGAAAAGGUAAUACAGACUCCAAUCAAGUCAUGUAUCAAAGCCGACACUGUACCCAAGACUCCAGCCAAGGUCGUGGAGCGGAGGCCCAGUUUCAUUGAGGUCUCGACUCCCAGUGAUCACAAAGAACACCACGGUCACCGACGACAUUCGUCAGAAACCCAUCUGAGUAUGGGCUGGUGGCCAGAGGACGACGGGACCGCCCAACAUGUCUGGGUGGAGAAGGAUCAGCCUUCUGCGGACGAAGAGGAAGACAUGCUAGAAGACUGCUUGUGGACGGACGCGUUCUACGACUGA
Exophiala bonariae is the source of this 573-nucleotide messenger RNA. RefSeq lists its product as uncharacterized. The record is from RefSeq and is a predicted model, not a curated record. NCBI's taxonomy places the organism in Eukaryota, Fungi, Ascomycota, Eurotiomycetes, Chaetothyriales, Herpotrichiellaceae. The coding region runs from base 1 to 573 and encodes 190 amino acids. The transcript is spliced from 2 exons.